AUGACUCUCACUUCUUCGGCUUCCCGUGGCGGGGCUCCGGGCCGCUCAGGCGCCCACUUCGGUUCGGAGAUCGCUUCCUCUCUGCUUCCAGCGGUGGAAGAGCGCGAGGAGGCGAGGCAGCUGGGACGCCGCGAGACAGAAGGUCGCCUGCGAGAAGACGCGACUUCCAAUGUGCGUGCGGCAGCGGUAGGUACACCCGUCUUCACGCGGGCCUCUGAGGAGGAGGACGAGGAAGACGAAGAAGAGGGGGAGACCUGGAUCUCCUGGUUCUGUGCGCUCGAGGGUCACGAGUGCUUCAGCGAAGUCGAUGAGGAAUACAUCAAAGACACGUUCAACCUUUUUGGCCUGAAACCUCUGAUCGGAAACUACGACGCAGCUCUGGACAUGAUCCUCGGCGCCGCCCCCGACGACGAAGACAUCGACGAGCAACACUUCCUAGAGGUCUAUCGGGACGCCAUGGAUCUCUACGGCCUCAUCCACUCGCGAUACGUCAUCACACCCAGAGGUCUCGCUCAGAUGCGAGAAAAAUAUAUUUCUGGGCAAUUCGGCGAAUGCCCACGAGUCCUGUGCGAUCGCCACCCUGUUCUCCCUCUUGGCAUUUCUCCGGAUCUCAGCUCUCACCGACUUCGGCUGUACUGCCCGCUUUGUCAAGAGGCGUACGACGUGCGUGAAGGCAGCGAGGAAGCAAAGGACAUCGACGGCGCCUUCUUCGGUCCUUCCUUUCCCCACAUUUUUCUUCAGACCUUCCCGAACUUGGUGCCCCUCGACGUCCCCGUCCCGUAUCAACCGAAGAUUUUCGGCUUUCGAGUCCACAACAGAAAAUCGAUCGUUCAGCUGAAACUCGAGCGAGGUGAAUAUGGAGCAGACUGUGUGCCAGCCGGUAGCGCGCGUCCCGCGAUCGCGGCGUCGCACGCGGUGCCGGCGUCUGGCGUCGAGGAGGCCCGCGGAGCUGAGCGCGAGUCUCCUCAACUCGGGGCAGAGAAGAAGGAAGAGACUCUGACGGCGGAGACCGACGCAGCGUUUGCAAAGCCGGCAUGCGAGAGCAGCGUGAGGCCCUCGGGAGACUGGAAAAUUCCUGGCACAUGA
Molecule: messenger RNA, 1086 nt
Organism: Toxoplasma gondii ME49
Lineage: Eukaryota; Apicomplexa; Conoidasida; Eucoccidiorida; Sarcocystidae
Product: casein kinase ii regulatory subunit protein
Exons: 5
Coding region: 1-1086 (361 amino acids)
Cellular component (GO): cytoplasm; protein kinase CK2 complex
Molecular function (GO): protein kinase regulator activity
Source: RefSeq, a predicted model, not a curated record